GAGUUAUAGCAUGAUGAGACCAAGUAAUAAAGUAAUAAAUUGGUUACAGUCCUAGUUUCCUACAACAAGUAAAAGUCCAACAUUAUUUUAUUAGUAUACCAAACUCCAAAAUAUUUUAAAGCUCCUAGGCUGUGUCUGUCCCCUACUAUUUAUAACUCUCACGAGGCCUUGCAACAGAACCAGGAACAUGAAUUUUCUUCUAAUCACCACCAUAUCUGUCUCAACAUUGUGUGCUCAGUCCCUCAAAUUCUAGGAGAAAAUUAAACCCACCAAAGUUGUUACCAAAAAGAAUGGAAUUAGAUAACCUAGUGAAACAACUGAGUACACCUAGACCAAAAGACCAAAACUAUGUUUUUAAGGAUGGUGUUUCUGUUGGUGCUCAAAAGGCACAACCUCAACAACUGCAGAAGAAACAAGUUAGGAGGAGAUUUCAUACUACUAAGCCUUAUCAAGAAAGGCUUAUGAAUAUGGCAGAAGCUAGGAGAGAGAUUGUCACCGCCUUAAAAUUUCAUAGAGCGUCUAUGAAAGAAGCAAGUGAGCAACAGAAGAAGCAGCAACAAGAAGAAGAAGCUCGAGAACAGGUGCAAAAGCAAUCACUGUCCCUUCAACCUUCACAGCACCAAGGCUUCGAACAGCACCAGAGUUUCGAGCAAGAUGGGAGAUAUAAUAAGUCUAGGAGAAAUCAGAGAAUUUAUCCUUCAUGCAGAAGCAAUUCUUCAAGCUACUUCAAUGAUUUUUCCUAUCCGUCGGCUCCGAAUUCUUACACUUGGCCUUCUGCUUCAACGAUUCUUCCACCGCCGCCGCCGACGACCCUUUUGCCUGAAAAUUUUAUUCUUCCAAAUCAAACUUUGGGACUGAACCUGAAUUUUCAUGAUUUCAACAACUUGGAUAUUACUGUUCAUAUGAAUAGUAACUCAUCAUCAUCAUCUUCACCAUCCUCUUACUCAUCUGGAACCUCAUCUUCUUCUGCUUCACAGGAUGUUCCCUGUGCUGGAACAUCACAGGUAGAUGGGUUUUCUAUUGAUUCACAUGGUGCAACUCAUGCUACUGGAACCUUACACACGGCGAUGAAUGAUGAGGCUAUGGCGGAGAUGAGAUCAUUGGGAGAUCAACAUCAAAUGGAAUGGAAUGAUACUAUGAGUUUGGUUAAAUCAGCUUGUUGGUUCAAGUACUUAAAACACAUGGAACAUGCUGCACCUGAAACUGAAACCAAGGUUGAAAAUGAUGCAUACCGCGAUUUUGAUCAGCCUCUAGAGUUUCCAGCUUGGUUGAAUGCAAAUGAAAGUUGCCUUGAACUAUGCUCAGAGGAUAAUUUACAUGAUUCCACUUUACCUUGCAUGGACAUUGGAGAAAUUGACUGUAUGGAUGACGAUUGGCUAGCUGGUUAGUGUGACAACGGCAAGGAUUGAUUGUUUUCGUUUAAGUCAAGUUUUGCUACUUGUUUUAUUUUUACAUUUGUGGGGAUAGUGGAAACUGUCAAUGUCAUUAUAAUUCUCUUGCCCCAUUUUUUCACUUCUUUUUUGGAUUAUAAAUAAAUAAUAAGGCUUGCAAAUUUCAUUAGAGGCAGGCAUGUUUAGUAUGAGUGAUGAAUAUUUUUGUUUCCAUUA
Vicia villosa (hairy vetch) is the source of this 1607-nucleotide messenger RNA. RefSeq lists its product as uncharacterized. The coding region runs from base 291 to 1388 and encodes 365 amino acids. The transcript is spliced from 2 exons. NCBI's taxonomy places the organism in Eukaryota, Viridiplantae, Streptophyta, Magnoliopsida, Fabales, Fabaceae. The record is from RefSeq and is a predicted model, not a curated record.